GCCGCACCGCCGCGUGGCCUCAGCCUGAUGAACGCCGUGGGGGGAGCCGCGGCCACCUCGGCCACCUAGUUCCCCCACCCCCUGGCCGUGGGCGCCCAGGCUCCGCCCCCGCGGAGCCGCCGCAGGGUUAUAUUGGGCCGGACCGAAGGUGGAGGCGAGAUUCUGCUGCGGCCGGCCAGCGCGGACAUGCUGCCCGGGAAGCCGGGGGUGGCAAGGCGGCUGCGGGUGCGGCGGCCUCGAAGACUCCUUUCUACGGGCUCUCGAGGCUGAAGACGUCUUAUCCUCAAAAAUAGCGGAUGCGUCAGCUCGGUGCCUGAGACCUAGACAUCUAAGGAAGGAACACUUUUGGACGUUUGGACCGAUAGCAGAUGCGCCGGCUCUUUCCUCCCAGCACGAAAUCCUAAGGCUGGAGUGUCCUGGCCCCCGCUUCGCAGGGUGGCCCCUCAUUUCUCGCUUGUCUUUCGCCCAAAGUAUCUAAACCUCGGAGUAAGGACAGUACUACACCAACUUCUAUUACUCCAUUCCUCAGUUCAUUCAACACUCAAAGCCCUCCAAAAAAAAAAAAAAAAAAAAAAAAAAUCCAGCGGAGGAGGACCUUAGGAAAAGCGUCUCUCUCGGAAAGACUCAGGAGCGGUCCCUCCCAGGAGAAGGCAGCCUCAGCGGGCCACGGGAUCGCCACUCCGGACGCCACUCGCUUCCUACGACCUCGCAGGAAAGGGGUAACAGAGCCGGACUGGAAGCACCAGCGCCGGCAUGAAAUUGGAGGUGUUCGCCCCACGCGCAGCCCACGGGGACAAGAUGGGUAGUGACCUGGAGGGGGCCGGCAGCAGCGACGUGCCAUCUCCACUGUCCGCGGCUGGCGACGACUCGUUAGGCUCUGACGGGGACUGUGCGGCCAACAGCCCGGCGGCGGGCAGCGGGGCCAGGGAUCUGGAAGGUGGCGGCGGUGGCGGCGGCGGCGGCGGCUGCGAGAGGAAUUCGAGUGGCGGGCCGAGAGCUCUAGACGGUCCCGAGGCAACCGAUGGCAGCAGAACGCAGGGCUCCGCGGCAGGGCCGUGCGCGGGCAGCGUGGGCGGCGGCGAGGGCGCGCGCAGCAAGCCGUACACGCGGCGACCCAAGCCCCCCUACUCCUACAUCGCGCUCAUCGCCAUGGCCAUCCGCGACUCCGCGGGCGGACGCCUGACGCUGGCCGAGAUCAACGAGUACCUCAUGGGCAAGUUCCCCUUUUUUCGGGGCAGCUACACGGGCUGGCGCAACUCCGUGCGCCACAACCUGUCGCUCAACGACUGUUUCGUCAAGGUGCUGCGCGACCCCUCGCGGCCCUGGGGCAAGGACAACUACUGGAUGCUCAACCCCAACAGCGAAUACACCUUCGCCGAUGGAGUCUUCCGCCGCCGCCGUAAACGUCUCAGCCACCGGACCACAGUCUCCGCGUCGGGGCUACGGCCGGAGGAAACCCCACCCGGACCUACCGGGACCCCGCAGCCCGCGCCCGCCGCCCGCUCCUCCCCGAUCGCGCGCUCGCCGGCUCGCCAGGAGGAGCGCUCCAGCCCUGCGAGCAAGUUCUCCAGCUCCUUCGCCAUCGACAGCAUCCUCAGCAAGCCGUUUCGAAGCCGCCGCGACGGCGACCCUGCUCUGGGGGUGCAGCUACCCUGGGGCGCCGCUCCCUGCCCGCCGCUACGCGCCUAUCCCGCGCUCCUUCCCGCGGCGCCCGGCGGCGCUCUGCUGCCGCUCUGUGCGUACGGCGCGGGCGAGCCCACGCUACUGGCGUCGCGCGGGGCCGAGGUGCAGCCCGCGGCGCCCCUGCUGCUGGCGCCCCUCUCCACUGCGACCCCAGCCAAGCCAUUCCGAGGUCCCGAGACUGCCGGCGCGGCGCACCUGUACUGCCCCCUACGGCUGCCCACGGCCCUGCAGGCGGCGGCGGCCUGCAGCCCUGGUCCGCACCUGUCCUUCCCGGUGGAGACGCUGCUAGCUUGACAGGAGCACAGAGCGAGGCAGGGAGGGGGCUAGGGUGGACUUGGGGCGCCUUUUGUUGAGGAGGUUGGAAUGCAGGCUCCAGGGCUGUGCACUUUCCACUUUCCAGAGGAGUAGAGAUUUUUUUUUUCAA
Messenger RNA from Apodemus sylvaticus (European woodmouse), 2107 nucleotides. RefSeq names its product forkhead box Q1 (gene Foxq1). Gene Ontology annotation, molecular function: RNA polymerase II cis-regulatory region sequence-specific DNA binding; DNA-binding transcription factor activity, RNA polymerase II-specific. The coding region runs from base 754 to 1977 and encodes 407 amino acids. The record is from RefSeq and is a predicted model, not a curated record. The transcript has a single exon. Gene Ontology annotation, biological process: regulation of transcription by RNA polymerase II; anatomical structure morphogenesis; cell differentiation. Lineage: Eukaryota; Metazoa; Chordata; Mammalia; Rodentia; Muridae.